UUUACAUUUAAAAGUGUGGUGAUCUAAUUGACGAGACGUACAGUCCAUGAACGACCGCAAAGAAGCGUGUGGGCAUUACUUGCUGUAUGUGGUAUCUGCGGGAUUGAAAUACGCGAAUCGUGCAAUUCACGUCUCUGUGGGGAAAAGGGACAGGAAGGACAAAAACCUAAAUCAGCAGCGGGUUUUUUUUUUUUAAUCCGUCGCGGGCCGUCGGCACAAUACGCGCGUUCAUGCCACUUCACCUGUGCCACGGAAACACGAAGGUGGAGGCUCUCAGAAGGAAAAUUGAAAGGGGGCUGUGUGAAAAAGCAGUCAAAAUGACUAAAAUAAAGACAUUUUGUUUUCUGCGUCGCAAAAGAAUAAGGGGGUGACGCGGGAACCCUGGGUUUAUUCGGGCACUUGGUUUGCAAGCGCAGCGCUCCUGUGGAGGAACCGCAGCAACACUGAACAGUUCCGAGGAAUUCGCCGCACCAGCGAUCUCCUGAAGGAGGUCAGGUGAUAUUUACGCGGCCAACUGAAGACUUGUAGUGGCAAUUGUAACAGGUGGACAAGAAGAGGGAGUAUUUCAUAUCAAAAGGCGCUCCGAAGGGGUUUGCGGACGACUUUGGCGGAGUUUAAAGUCAGGAGGACGAACUGCGAACGAGUGAGCCGGCAACUUUAAUUUGACUAAAGUGCAUCACCCGAGUGUGCGAUGUCCGGAGAGGGGGUGUGAGAGGGGACGAUAAAAUAAUCAAAUAUCGGGAUCCGGUUUCGCUGCAGGUUCAAGCCAAGGGGAACACAGGCGCCUUUGCUUCUUCGGGCAGGUUUCCGAGCAGAAUGCUGAACCACACGGGCUGCUCGGAGUGCGAGGGGAACCGAACGCACAACGGGACGAGCGCCCCGGACGAAACCGUCACGCUGGUUUUCAGCGUCGUGCUGACUGCCCUGCUCGCCCUGGUGGUCUUUUCCUUGGGGUGUACCGUUGAGUUGGGCAAACUGUGGUUCCACCUCCGGCGCCCCUGGGGUAUUUUGGUGGGGCUCGUUUGCCAGUUUGGUCUGAUGCCCCUCACUGCGUACGCCCUCGCUGUUGGCUUCGCCGUGAAACCGGUGCAGGCUGUCGCCAUCCUCAUCAUGGGCUGCUGUCCGGGGGGGACGAUCUCCAACAUUAUCGCGUACUGGGUUGAUGGAGACAUGGACCUCAGCAUUACCAUGACCUGCUGCUCGACAGUUCUGGCUAUGGGAAUGAUGCCUCUCUGUCUGUUCAUCUACACACGCUCCUGGGUUGGCGAAGGCAACAUUAAAAUCCCCUUCUUUAACAUAGGAAUUACUCUUGUUACCUUGAUUGUUCCCGUGUGCUGUGGAGUCUUUGUCAAUUAUAAGUGGCCAAAGAAAGCACAGAUCAUCUUGAAGGUGGGCACUGUCGUGGGUGGCGUACUCAUCCUGGUGAUCGGAAUCGCCUCUGCUGUUCUGUAUAAAGGCUCAUGGGACACAGACACCUCCAUGUUGGUAAUUGGGAUUAUUUACCCCAUGAUCGGGUACGCAGCUGGGUUCAUCACUGCUGCUGUUGUGAGACAACCCUGGAAAAGGUGCAGGACGAUUGCCUUGGAGACAGGAGCCCAGAAUGUCCAGGUCUGCUCCACCAUGCUUCAGCUGUCCUUCCCCGCAGAGCAGCUGGUUCUCAUGUUCACCUUCCCUCUCAUUUAUGGCUCCUUCCAGCUUUUGAACGGACUGCUUAUUGUGACAGUUUAUCAGAUUUACAAAAAAGUGACAUCAGACAAGCCCGACGACAAGCCACUUGCAGGACCCGGUCUGAUUAAUAGUUUGAGCUUCAAAACUCCACAAGGGGAGGUCAACAUGGCUUUUGAAAAUGAGAAAGCCCUUUGUGAAGUUAAUAAACAGAGCCUGGAACCGGUAAAAGCAGAAGAACGUCAAAUGAUGGAGUGUACCAAACUUUAAAAUGCCCACAUGUACUGUUUUUAAUGAGUUUACGGAAUUCUGUUUCGUUUCUCACUUGUAUUCUACAUUACAAGUUUUAUUGUUUUAUUAAAGGGGAAGAUAUCAUAUAGAAUGCUU
Molecule: messenger RNA, 2052 nt
Organism: Lepisosteus oculatus (spotted gar)
Lineage: Eukaryota; Metazoa; Chordata; Actinopteri; Semionotiformes; Lepisosteidae
Product: sodium-dependent organic anion transporter
Biological process (GO): bile acid and bile salt transport
Cellular component (GO): membrane
Molecular function (GO): bile acid:sodium symporter activity
Source: RefSeq, a predicted model, not a curated record